Molecule: messenger RNA, 3359 nt
Organism: Theobroma cacao (cacao)
Lineage: Eukaryota; Viridiplantae; Streptophyta; Magnoliopsida; Malvales; Malvaceae
Gene: UBP15
Product: ubiquitin-specific protease 15
Biological process (GO): protein deubiquitination
Cellular component (GO): nucleus; cytosol
Molecular function (GO): cysteine-type deubiquitinase activity
Source: RefSeq, a predicted model, not a curated record
AAGGCAAAGAAGUGUUGCAUAGGAAGAGAGAGAAAGAUAGAAAAACUGUUGUCUUUAUUCUUACCAUCUGAGGAAUCAAAGAAUCUUUUUGAAGGAAAGAAAAACAAGUUUAGAAGAAGAAAGCAAAAAAAAAUUUACUGUUUGUUGGGUUUUUUUUGUUUUUUUUUUUGCUUCUGGUUUAGAUUUCUUCUUCAGUUUGCAUGAGAGAGAGGUUUGAAUGGCACAGCAUGAUUUUGAUAUUGUAAUUUAAGUUGCUGGUGUGGAUGUUGAUUUCAUUGGAGUUAUGUAGCUUUUGAAGAAUACCUUCUGGAUAGUGAAUUUGGGGGCAAAUUGGACAUGAGAAGGCUUGUGGGGACAUGCUUGAGCCAAGGGAAGCUGAUAUACCUGCAUUGUUUCUGGUCUUGGUGGUGCUUCCUCUGGUUGCUUACUUUUUACUUGGGAAAUGGAGUGAGACUUCAAAGAAACGAGAGAGGAUAAGUAUACUUGCUCAGCUUGCUGCUGAAGAAGCUCUUAGAGCAGAAACAAUGGCUGCUGCCAGUGUUAUUCCUCUUGUUGCUUCUUCAAAGAAUGGACUGCAUGUGUGUGCCAGGUGCUUUGGUCCAGCAACAACUCGCUGCUCCAGAUGCAAGGCUGUCAGAUAUUGUUCUGGGAGGUGUCAGAUUAUUCAUUGGAGGCAAGUUCAUAAGCAAGAAUGCCUGCAGUUGGAGAGUGCAAGCACUUGCUCAUCUCCUAGUGUUGCCUCAAUUGAAGAAUCUGCUCUACUCAGUGACAACAUGAAUUCACAGUUCUUUGGGUACAUUAAUAAGCAGGUUGUCACGGAAAAAGCACCUUUUGACAGUAUAAGUCAUUGUCAAACCGCUGGUGUAUUUGCUAAUGGGGAUUGUUCUACAGUUGAUAACUCUCACGUCUGUGCACCAGAGAGAAGAAGUACAGACAAGAGAAUUUCUCGUAAAUCCAACAGAGAAAUGCUAAGAAGAGAGGAUGUAGCUUUAUUUGAUUCUUGUGAGGAAAUCUCAAGGAAUCGAGCUACUAGUUCAACAACCAAUAAUAUUUCUUCAAAAGAGGCUUUUAUAAGGCAAAAGUCAAGAACUAGUGGCUUUGUUGCAUCAGAAGAAGGCAUCUCAAAACAGCAUAAUGCUGAUGGUUCUAACAUGCAUAUUCAUGGACAAAAUGCAAGAACUGCCAUGCAUGAGAGUCAUAAAAAUCAAAGUCAACAUGGCAACAUGUCUGAACCAAAAAGCAACUAUGAAAUUUCUGGCCCACCAUAUUCUGCAAAAGGUGGGACAAGUGCUCAUGAAGCUGAAAAUGCCUUUGUUCUGAGUGCAGAGAAUUUAGUCAAUGGGGAAUUUUCUUUUAGUGAUGAACCAGUAGAGUUAGACUGUUCUGGGAUGACAGCACUAAAGGAAUGCACAAAAGCCAGAAGUUCAUUGCAUUCCCUAGGACCCAAAGUCUCUAAAUCACCAAAAUUAGCAGUGAAAGUAUCUGGGGAACAAUUAUGCCCUGAAAUGGAGAGGAAGGGACAAAUUACUGAUGAAUUAAAAGUUUCUGGAAUGACAGGUGCCAUACUGACACCAGGAAUUGAUGGGCCUGCUAGCAUGGGAAUUAAGGAGAUGAUGCGUUUAAGGAAGUCAUCAAGACUUUCCAGGCAGGAUUUUUCUGCACUUUGUGGUGAAAGACGUAAGAAAAUAAAGAUGCUGUUUCCUUAUGAAGAAUUUGUAAAUUUCUUCCAGUGUGAAUUCUUUGACUUAUCUCCAAGGGGCCUUCUAAAUUGUGGGAACAGUUGCUAUGCCAAUGCUGUUCUGCAGUGUUUAACCUGCACAAAGCCUCUCAGCAUCUACCUGCUGCGAAGAUCACAUUCAAGAGCCUGUUAUGGGAAAGAUUGGUGUCUUAUGUGUGAGCUUGAGCAACAUGUAAUGUUGUUAAGAGAGAGCGGAGGUCCCUUGUCACCUAGUAGUAUCCUUACACACAUCCGAAGUAUUAAUUGCCAGAUGGGUGAUGGAAGUCAGGAAGAUGCACAUGAAUUCUUGAGGCUCCUGGUUGCUUCAAUGCAAUCGAUAUGCUUGGAGAGAUUAGGUGGGGAACACAAGGUUGAUCCCAGGUUGCAAGAGACAACAUUUAUACAACAUACUUUUGGAGGGCAUCUUAGGUCGAAGGUCAAGUGUCUUAGAUGUUCUCACGAAUCAGAAAGAUUUGAAAACAUUAUGGAUCUCACAUUAGAGAUAUUUGGUUGGGUUGAGUCAUUGGAAGAUGCACUAACUCAGUUUACAACACCUGAAGAUUUGGAUGGAGAAAACAUGUAUAGAUGUGGAAGGUGUGCUAGUUAUGUUCGGGCUAGGAAGCAGUUGUGCAUACAUGAGGCUCCAAACAUCCUGACAAUUGUCUUAAAGAGGUUUCAGGAGGGAAAAUAUGGGAAAAUAAACAAAUGCAUCACUUUCCCUGAGAUGCUGGAUAUGGUUCCGUAUAUGACUGGAACGGGUGACAUCCCUCCACUUUACAUGCUCUAUGCUGUUGUGGUGCAUUUGGAUACGCUGAAUGCAUCUUUUUCUGGACAUUAUGUGUCAUAUGUAAAAGAUUUGCAAGGCAACUGGUUCAGGAUAGAUGAUACUGAGGUCCAUCCGGUGUCAAUGAGUCAAGUGAUGUCUGAGGGGGCAUACAUCUUAUUUUACAUGAGGUCUUGCCCUCGCCCUCAAAGAGCAUUCACUGAAAAGAGCCGGCAGAAGCAAGCUCCAGCCUCCACUAGGCACCCCACCUCAAAAUCUGAGAAGCUGUCACGACCAGAACAAAGUAAAUCCAGUAGCCAUUCCGUUGGCCCCAAGCAUUUUUCAGAUUUCAGGCCUGAAAUUACUACAGGCUGUAACAACUCAAAUGGCAUUCUUAGGCAGAGUGCAAAUAGUAACAUUCACCCUGUGAUGGAGAUGUAUGCUGAACCUAUCAGUAUGGAGUUCUCUGAUGCUACAUCAAGUGAUUGGUCCCUUUUCACUAGCUCAGAUGAGGCUUCUUUUACAACGGAGAGUACUAGAGACUCUUUCAGUACCGUGGACUAUGCUGAUGCAAGCAGUGGAGAUCCAUUCUCAAUCUUCAACAACUUGUAUACUCCAGAAUCCUCCUCUUGCAACACGGUUUCGUGUAGAAUGUUUUCAACUAGUAGACCCCAGACUGGGUAUGUAUUAGAGGAGAAGGGUUAUGUUUUGGAUUCAUACUCAUCAGCCCAACCUGUGAUUAGAGUUCAAGAGAACUUGAAACAGGUCGGUAAUUCUUUGACCAAAAUUUCUUUGGAUAGUGACAAUGGCAUGUUUGUAAAAUAUGGGAGUAACCCAAAAAAUACUCUUGAUAGAACUUAUGGUCAUUGUGAACUAUAG